Molecule: messenger RNA, 2526 nt
Organism: Psammomys obesus (fat sand rat)
Lineage: Eukaryota; Metazoa; Chordata; Mammalia; Rodentia; Muridae
Gene: Azi2
Product: 5-azacytidine induced 2
Exons: 8
Coding region: 422-1639 (405 amino acids)
Biological process (GO): canonical NF-kappaB signal transduction
Cellular component (GO): cytoplasm
Source: RefSeq, a predicted model, not a curated record
GUGCUGCGCUGGCACGUAGCCUGUGGGCGGCGGCGGCACCUUCGUGGGCUGCGGGGCGUUCGUGGACCCUUCUGGAAGCCCGUCGGCCCCGCCGCCUCCGGGGAGGGCGGCCCCGGAGCUGGCGCGCGUGCUGCUGGGUAACGGGCCUGUUCUGGCGGCCCCGGGCCGCUCGUGCUCGGCUCGUCUGUGACCUCCAGGGCCGGGACUGCGCGCCCGCGGGCGCCGGCGCCGAAGACAUGGGGCUCCCUCGGCGCACCUGUGACGGCCACCUUGACGGAGGAAGCGGCCCCGUCGUCGAGGAAACCGGAAGCCCGUGGUGACCCCUGGCGACCCGGUUUGUUUUCAGUCGCUUGGCAGACACUGGGGAAGCGAAACCCGGUGGCCUUGGGGACGACCCUGCGUAGCCAGGGUUCAGGCCACCAUGGACACACUAGUGGAAGAUGACAUCUGUAUUCUCAAUCAUGAAAAAGCCCACAGAAGAGAGACAGUGACUCCGCUCUCAGCAUAUCCCGGAGAUGAGUCUGUUGCUUCACAUUUUGCCCUGGUCACUGCGUAUGAAGACAUCAAGAAGAGACUUAAGGACUCAGAAAAAGAAAACUCCUUCUUAAAGAAAAGAAUAAGAGCUUUGGAAGAAAAGCUUGUUGGAGCUCGAGUAGAUGAAGAAGCAAGUCCUGUGGGACGAGAACAAGUGAAUAAGGCCUAUCAUGCAUAUCGAGAGGUUUGCAUUGAUAGAGACAAUUUGAAGAACCAAUUGGAAAAAAUAAAUAAAGACAACUCUGAAUCUUUGAAAGUAUUGAAUGAACAGCUACAGUCUAAAGAAGUAGAACUUCUGCAGCUCAGAACAGAGGUGGAAACUCAGCAGGUGAUGAGGAAUUUAAAUCCACCCUCAUCCAACUGGGAGGUGGAAAAGUUAGGCUGUGAUUUGAAGAUCCAUGGUUUAGAACAAGAGCUUGAACUAAUGAAAAAAGAAUGCAACGAUCUCAAGACAGAGCUACAGAAAGCCAAGCAAACGGGUCCAUCUCAGGAAGACUUUCUGCAGAACAGAGAUGUUGUCAGGCCGAGCUCAUCAAGGGAGGAGCAUGCUCCACACCAGGGCCUUCUCCACAGUGACAAUAUGCAGCAUGCAUACUGGGAACUGAAGAGGGAGAUGUCUAACUUACAUCUGGUGACUCAAGUGCAAGCAGAACUACUAAGAAAACUGAGAACCUCAGCUGCAGUCAAGACAGCCUGUACCCCAGUAGGAUAUGUUGAAGACCUUGGAAGAGACAGCACUAAAUUGCACUUGACAAACUUCACUGCAACUUACAAAAGACAUCCCCCUUCGUCACCAAAUGGCAAAGCUACUUGUUAUGCUCCGUCUUCCCCUUUGACAGGAGAUAAAACGGCUUUCUCAGACAAAGCAGUUCUUGAGUCAUGGACAGAUAACGAGAGAUUGGCUCCUAAUGAUGGUGCAGACUUUCAGGAGCACAGUUCCUAUGGCAGAAAUUCUCUGGAAGAUAAUUCCUGGGUAUUCCCAAGCCCUCCUAAGUCAAGUGAGACAGCCUUUGGUGAAAAUAAAAGCAGAGUCUUCCCUUUACCCAGCCUGCCACCGCUGCAUUACUUGGACCAACGUAAUCAGAACUGCCUUUACGAGAGCUAACUCGAUGGGACUUGCAAUUCGAUCAGGAGGACACUAACUCACUGGUUCUCCCAAGGGGUUGUUCAGACUGGAAGUGGACUUUGAUUACAAUCUUGCAGAGUUCUCCAAUAGGUACAUUUGUACAUUCUGCACAUUAUGUACUUUAUUUUCCAGUUAUGAGAACCUCUGGUUGUACCUUUAAUAACAAUUACAAAUUUUUGCUUCUUGGAAAAGGAAUGAAAAUGGAAAUCUUAGACAUGGUUUUAUAAAGUAUGUGACCAGUCUAAAUGCCCAUUCAAAUAAAGAGUAGUCUUUAAUAUAAGAGAAAAACCAUGUCUGCUGGUUCAUAUUAUACCAAGAAGCAAAUGGCAGUGUGAAAAGGUUGUGCUUCUUUGACUUUCUGAUGCAUAAAGAUUUGAAAUAUAAUGGAGUAAAAGUAGGUUAUUACAUCUCUGCUGUUCUUAAAGUUUUAAGAUUCAAAAUCAUUUUAAGUAAAACAUUUGUGUGUACAAUUUUAAAGUGCAAUUUAAAUUCUAAGACUUGAACUAAUGACCAUUGAAGCCAACUUUUUCCCAGUAUAUUCAAAUCCAAAUAGUUAAAAAUGAUGAUGUAUGCGAAUUAAACUAUUAUAACCGUAUACAAAGUCCAGUUAAAGUAGAAAGAACAUCUCACAGAGCAGUCUGUUCAGUGAGUCAUAGUGAACUCACCAUGUAGUCAUUUUCAGCAGAACAGCUGUCUGUUUUACACAUACACAGAACGCUUAUGCACAGAUAGGACAUUUGAAAAAGUAAAUCCUAAUUAACUUCAUCUAGAACUAAAUUUUGUGCUGUAUAAUUAUGAAAUAUCCCUUAAGUGGCCAAUCACUUGUAAAUAAGUAAAGAAAUAAAGAAGAUGGCUUCAUGUGGAAA